GACCACGUGGUCCGCGCGGUCAGCUGACUUCGCCGGGGAAGGAAGAGGAGAGAAGAUGGAAUGGAACCGCGACGAAGCAGAGAAAUGCAUAAAUAUAGCAACGAGAGCGGUGGAGGCGGGAGAUAAGGAGCGAGCGCUGAGGUUCCUCAACAAAGCGGAGAAGCUGUACCCGACGGACCGAGCCAGAGCGUUGUUGGAUGCGUUAACAAAGAAUGGGAGCUCUGCGAGUAAUGGUGCGUAUCGCAGAAGACCAGCAGACAGCUCAGAAAGCAGCGGUGCCCAGACAGAGAGGGAAGGCCAAGAGUCUGGAGGAGGCGACUCGUCCAAAGGCUUUACUCAAGAACAAGUUGAAGGUGUGAAAAGCAUAAAGCGGUGUAAGGACUACUAUGAAGUGCUGGGUGUCACUAAAGAAGCCAAUGAGGAUGAACUCAAAAAAGCCUACAGGAAACUAGCACUUAAGUUCCAUCCAGACAAAAAUCAUGCACCCGGAGCAACAGAGGCUUUUAAAAAGAUCGGUAAUGCAUACGCUGUGCUGAGCAACCCAGACAAAAGACGGCAGUAUGACCUGACAGGAGGGGAAGAGCCAAGCAGUCCGACUCACUCACACAGAGGAGGCUUCGACUUCCACCGGGGCUUUGAGGCUGACAUUACACCCGAGGACCUCUUCAACAUGUUCUUUGGAGGCGGUUUCCCCUCCUCGAGUGCACACACCUUCACCAACGGCAGAACGAGCUACAGCCGUCAAACAGAUUACCAACAAGAGAGAACAGAAGAACGGGGAGAUGGUGGUUUUUCAAUGUUUAUCCAGCUAAUGCCCAUCGUGGUCCUGAUUUUAGUGUCGAUACUGAGCCAGAUGAUGGUGUCUCCUCCACCUUACAGCCUCUACUCUAGAUUAUCCACUGGGCAAACCAUAAAACGUCAGACAGAAAACCUGCACGUUGACUACUACGUUACUAAAGAAUUUAGGUCUGAGUACAAAGGGUCAGCGCUGCAGCAAAUUGAAAAGAAUGUGGAGGAGGACUAUGUAUCUAAUGUUAGAAAUAACUGUUGGAAAGAGAGACAGACAAAAACAGAUCUGUUGUAUGCUGCUAAGGUAUACAGGGAUGACCGAAUGCGAAGAAAGGCAGAGCUCAUGUCCAUGGAUAACUGCAAGGAGCUAGACAGACUAAAUAACCUAUUCAGAGGCGGAUAAUUUGGAUCCUUUUAGAUUAUGUAAAUGUUUAUGAUUAGUUGUGUAUGUUCAUGUUUUUUUUAAAGAAGAGUACACUAGGAUCAACUAAAACAAAUUAGCUCUAUUGUUAAAGUUUUAAGAUGUCCCUAUUCUGAUGUCCCCCUGCCAAAUUGUCACAUUUCUCAAUCCAGCCUGACUCCAGGAAUCACCUUGUUGCAACUUAAGGAACUAUCUCCACACACUAGAAAAUUCUAGGUCGCCUCUGUUACUCAGCUUUUCUUGUGUUUUCACGAACAUAGGGUCAUUUGAUUGUAAAAGCAUGUUCUUUGUGUAGCGAGAACCAGAGAGGCAUUGUGCACAAGCCAAAAACAAGCUUUCUGCAUCUGCUUGACAUAAAUACAACAUGGACCUUAUAGUUUCAUCUGGGGCUUUUUUACUAAAUAAAUUUCAUGAAGAACAAAUAAGGUAAUCUUAGUAUUUAUUUUAGAUUAAUUUUUUUUAGCAUCAGGCGUGAUUUGAAGAUCUGUUGAUUAUGAGUUAAGUUAAAUAUAAUUUUGCCACUAGAGAACGUUUUUAUCUAUUUCAAAAUGUGAAGCUGGUUGGGACUUAAAAUGAAAGGAUGUUCGGAUUCAUGUGUUGUUGUAUAUUUUCAUUUUUGAAUGUAUGGAUUUAUUUAACUGACUAUAGAAAGUUGUUUUUUUCAAUGCUCGCCUAAUCAAAUAAAUAAAGUGAAAUUCUUAACAUA
This is a messenger RNA of Betta splendens (Siamese fighting fish), 1916 nucleotides long. RefSeq names its product DnaJ heat shock protein family (Hsp40) member B14 (gene dnajb14). Gene Ontology annotation, biological process: cellular response to misfolded protein. The record is from RefSeq and is a predicted model, not a curated record. NCBI's taxonomy places the organism in Eukaryota, Metazoa, Chordata, Actinopteri, Anabantiformes, Osphronemidae. Gene Ontology annotation, molecular function: Hsp70 protein binding. Bases 56 to 1192 code for a protein of 378 amino acids. The transcript is spliced from 8 exons. Gene Ontology annotation, cellular component: endoplasmic reticulum membrane.